Messenger RNA from Salvia splendens (bonfire salvia), 1618 nucleotides. Its product is annotated as rho GTPase-activating protein 5. Gene Ontology annotation, biological process: signal transduction. The record is from RefSeq and is a predicted model, not a curated record. The coding region runs from base 207 to 1430 and encodes 407 amino acids. Lineage: Eukaryota; Viridiplantae; Streptophyta; Magnoliopsida; Lamiales; Lamiaceae. Gene Ontology annotation, molecular function: GTPase activator activity. The transcript has 4 exons.
ACAGUAGAAUUUCUGUGUCUCAAAAUUCUUGUCUUGUUCUAACACCAUCAACCACCAACCCCAUAAUCAUUAACCUGCAGUUUUUACACAAAAACAGGAGAAUAAUCCACCAAACAAUUCCCCAUUGAAUAUUUUUCCCUCCAUCAAAACCCCACUCAAAAUCUUGAAACACACACAAGCUUCUCAACUGUUUUAAAGGAGGAAAUAUGACAGAGAUAGUACGUUCCCCAUCUCAACAGCUGCCCUCCACCUCACAACAGAAUGUUGUCGACGCUGAUUUCUACAGCAGGGGUUGUGAAAUAGGAGAAGAAGGGGAUGAUGAGCUGCCUGUUUUAGCUGUUUUCUUGAGUGUUUUUAGGAAAUCAUUGGCUGGUUGCAGAAGCAGGAGUGGAAUUCAAGACCAUGCCAUAAUGGAGAUUGGUGGCCCUACCAAUGUUAGACAUGUUGCUCAUGUCACCUUUGAUAGGUUUAAUGGCUUUCUUGGCCUCCCUGUUGAGUUUGAACCUCAGCUUCCUAGAAGGCCUCCUAGUGCCAGUACUCGAGUGUUUGGAGUUUCAACAGAGUCGAUGCAGCUAUCUUUUGAUGGAAAAGGCAACUGUGUGCCUACCAUCCUGCUCAUGAUGCAACGACGCCUCUACUCGCAGAGAGGCCUAGAGUCUGAAGGAAUCUUCCGAAUCAAUCCAGAAAAUGGACAGGAAGAGUAUGUGAGGGAACAGCUAAACAAUGGAUUGAUCCCAGAUGACAUCGACGUUCACUGUUUAGCAGGUCUCAUCAAGGCUUGGUUCAGAGAGCUUCCAAAAGGGGUGCUGGAUUGUGUGGAGGCGGAGCAGGUGAUGCAGGCGCAGUCGGAAGAAGAGUGUGCUCACCUUGUGAGCCUCCUUCCGCCCACAGAAGCAGCGCUGCUGGAUUGGGUGAUCAAUCUGAUGAGCGAUGUUGCUGAGUUAGAGCAUCUCAACAAGAUGAAUGCACGAAACAUCGCCAUGGUUUUUGCUCCAAAUAUGACUCAGAUGUCUGAUCCUAUGACAGCGUUGAUGUUCGCUGUCCAAGUCAUCAACUUCCUCAAGACUCUGAUUGUCAAAACCCUGAGACAGAGGAGGGAGGACUCUGUGGUGGAAUGUAGUUCAGUGAUGCAUCACAAGAACAAAGGCGAAAGCGAAAUACAGGAAGAGGAAAAUGAAAAGCCUCAAAAUGAAGAUGGAAAAGGAAAAGGCCAUUGUGGUGAUAUGCUAAGCAGCAGCAGCAGCGGCGUUGAAGGUGAAGGCGGAAGAAAUCAAUCGAGGUUGCAGCCAAGAAGUUUGAAGAAAGGAGCAAAGAGAAACACUAGUCAAUCAAAGAUUUACCAUGCUGCAUGUGCAGGUGACAGAAACAAACAAGCGAACGUGAUUAGGCGUGCAAAUUCGUGCACAGGGCCGAGGGAAGCAUGGCGAUGAACCCUACUUCCAUUCAUCUUAUUCUACUAAUAUCCUUCACUGCUUGCCUUUUUCACACUCUUCCUGAUGGAUUUCAAAUUGUUGAUGUAAUUUAUUUUCUCUUCCUCAUUUGCAUACCCUUUUCACAUCACAGUUUCUUCUUUCUAUCCAUUGAAUACUAUUCAGUUAAAUGACAUUUUAUAACCAAA